Colletotrichum phormii is the source of this 6360-nucleotide messenger RNA. Its product is annotated as ankyrin repeat-containing domain protein. The record is from RefSeq and is a predicted model, not a curated record. Bases 1 to 6360 code for a protein of 2119 amino acids. NCBI's taxonomy places the organism in Eukaryota, Fungi, Ascomycota, Sordariomycetes, Glomerellales, Glomerellaceae. The transcript is spliced from 4 exons. Gene Ontology annotation, molecular function: protein binding.
AUGGAUUCCCAAAGCGAAGAUGAUGCCGUGAUUAUUGACCGAGAUGAUGUCAGCAACUACAAUCCCGAACAGAUCCUGCCCGAAUCCUCCGAGGUCAUUCAGAAAAUCAGAGCCUGGCUGAAACCUACUUCGUAUGACUUCGAAAGCAGCGAGUACCGCAAGCACCUAGGUUCUCGCGCCCCAGGUACCGGCGACUGGUUGACGGCUAGUCAAUCUUACAAGUACUGGCUGCAGAGCGAAAAUACCGGUCUGCUAUGGAUCAAAGGGAUUCCAGGGUCUGGAAAAUCGGUAUUGGCUUCGAGGAUCAUCAAGGAACUUUCGGGCAACAACCAAGGGAGUCCAGUGCUUUACUUCUUCUUCCGACAAAUAAUUGACGCGAACCACGAACCGGCUGCACUUCUAAGAGACUGGCUUGACCAAAUCUUGACGUACAGCCUCCCACUUCAGAAGCGGUUGAGAGGGUACGUCGUGAAGGAGGGAUACAGCGACAAAACUCGAUUGCUUGCUACCAUGUCGAUGCAAGACCUGUGGGACGACCUUCGACUGGCAAUUUCGGGACUGCCCGGUAGAGUCUACUGUGUCGCCGAUGCUCUCGACGAAAUGGAUCGUGGCAACGAUGUCUUUCUACAAGCAUUAGCCAAGCUUGGUAGCUGGAAUCCCUCGAAGGUGAAAGUCCUCAUCACGAGUCGUCCGGUUCCUGCCGUUGAGGGCCCUCUGCGACAUGCCAAGUGCAACCAGGUUCGUCUUCAAGAGAACGUGGUGGAUGCCGACAUUUCGACAUUUGUGCGAAAAGCAUUGAGUUCUUCGAAUAUCUCCGACCAUGAUCGAGAGCUCAUCCAACAGGUCAUUCUAGGUCGGGCUAAUGGCCUCUUUCUCUAUGCAAAGCUGGCAAUGGACUCUUUCCUCGAGCCAGGGGCCGAUAUCAAGGCGGUUAUCGCCCAUUUGCCAUUCGAUAUGAACCAAAUGUACACCGAUUUACUCCACGAACACUCCUGCAGAUCCGGAGUUCCUGGCGCCAUUCAACGUCUGAUCCUGCAAUGGAUUACCCAUGCGACUCGUCCUCUCAGAGUCCUCGAGAUAGCUGAGAUGAUCAACGUCACCUACAAUGAUGCCGAUCAGGACUUGAAGGGAGCCAAAGACCUCGUCAGGGCUGCAUGUGGUCCUCUCUUGGAAAUCCUGCCGGACGAGACCGUGUGUGUUAUUCAUCAUUCUUUCACAGAGUACCUCAAGGGCACGACCAGGUCAUCUGAUGAUGAAGGUUACCCGGUGCUUCAGUAUGGAGAGACAAAUGCUAGCCUCGGAUCGGCUUGCCUGGCUUAUUUGCUCUCCGGAGUCUUUGACGAAACCAAAGAAGCAAGAGACACUCCAAUCGUCAAACUGAAGCUGAAGUAUCCCUUCUUAGCUUAUGCAUUGGAUAAUUGGCAUGUCCAUGUCACUAGAUCGACAGCUGCAGGCCACGACCAGACCAACGUUAACGUGACGCUUGAUAAGCUGAUGCGUGAUCCAGAUUCUAAGGAUACCUGGGUCAAACUUCAGUGGUUCACCAUGGGUUAUGCCGACUCUGGCAUAACGCCUCUCCACAUCGCUGCAAUGCAUGGGCUCACUGCAUACGCAAAACAUCUUCUUUCAUCUCCCGAGACUACUGUAGAUGCGGUGGAUGUCCGCGGCAAGACUCCGCUAUGGUGGGCUGCUUCGAAUGGGAUGGCCGACGUUGUUCAGGUCUUCAUAGACGCUGGUGCGAAUCCCGAUCAGGACGAGACUAAGAGUGGUCGCAAGCCCUUGCAUGAGGCCGCCUCGAAGAACCAUUCAGAGGUUAUCAACGUCCUUUUGAGCGCUGGAGUGGACCCCUUGACGAAGAAGACUAUGGAGAAUGCGGGACGUCGGUGCGGAAACGCAUCACGUUCGAAGGGACAUACUCCUCUGAUGUAUGCUUGUAAAAAUGGGCACAUCGAGGCCCUGGAGGCAUUUCUGCCUUUUCUCAAGGAUGAAGAAUCGGUUCACCAGGCUCUUGCAUGGUCUGCUGGAGCAGGCCGACAUGAUUUGGUACAGCGGGUCCUCCAACACCCUGGGGUUGAUAUCAACCAUAAGGUUUGCGGCGGUACGCCUCUGUUCAUGGCAAGCCGGAGCACACGCAUCAAGAUUAUGGAGCUUCUCCUAAAUGAAGGGGCCGAUCCAACAAUACGUUGCGAAUUUUAUGACGAGUUUGCUGGGAUGGGCGCCAGGAGAAUGUUGUUGCCUCACGGAGAAAACGAUCAACCCCGGAUUGUUGGAAUUACACCUUUAUACGCCGCUCUCGAGCAGUCAAAUAGAGGCAGUGCUCCACAAGCUGAGCCGGAUAAGCUCAAGAGUCUUCUGGACUUAUUCGUCGAAAAGGGAGCCGACAUUCACGAUAGGUCUCCUUCCGGUAAUUCUCUGCUGCACGUAACCAGCGGCAAUCCCGUGUGGCUGAGAAUUCUGCUCGAUGCAGGUGUCGAUGUCAAUGUCGCCAAUAACGAUGGCUGCACUGCCCUUCAUGGGACUAUGUCAGUUGAGUCUCUGUCUCUACUUGUAGAAGCUGGUAAGGCCGAAAUCAACAGGAGGGCAACUUUAAAUGGGAAAACACCGCUUCUCCUCUCCCUUGGUGGCUACGACACCGGCGUGACCCUCAAGCUCAUCGAGUACGGCGCCGAUUGCACCAUCGUUGAUAAGGACGGCAAUGGGCCUUUACACAUUUCCUUGCAAUCCUACAACUCAAAACCUCAAAUCAUAGAAGCGCUCUUACGAGCUGGCGCAGACCUGAAUGUGAGGAACAAAUCCGGACAAACGCCCCUGGACAUCAUGUUCUCGCGGAACUCAGGUGUUUUCGAUUUGAUGAACAUCAUGAUCCAAGCAGGCGUAGAUAUCAAUGCAAGAGACAAGAAUGGCGCGACACUCCUCUUUCGGACCAUCUCAGGACAAGCUUCCAGAUCGAAAAAGAACUUUCAUGAUACGAUCAUGAAGCUCCUGAAAGGGGGUGCCAUGUUAAAAGCUCGAGAUUUUAAAGGGAGGACCCUUCUACAUGAGGUGGUCAAGACACAGCAAGGCCAUGCCUCUUUUGUUCGACCGGAGUUAGGUCCUUCUACCUUUGAUUUCCUUGGCAACACCUUACUCCACGAAUUAUGUUGGCGAUUCAACACCGAAUAUAGAACAAAGGACAUGCUAGAAAUGUUGAAGAUGUUCCUCGACUUGGGGCUUGACGUCAAUCAACCUAAUCAUCGUGGUCGAACACCGCUUCAUUGGCUUUGUACCAAGGCCGAGGGUAGUCAUGUGGACCAGGUUGAGACCUACUUGGACCUGGUCAUUUCUCGUACGAAAGAUAUCAAUGUUCGCGACAAGGAAGGAAUAGCCUCGUUACAUCUAGCCGCAACUGUUUCAGAGUAUCUCACCAAGAAACUGCUUGACGCAGGUGCGGACCCUACGAUCGAGACACACGAAGGGUUGACGCCGCUUCAUCUCGCCGCCAGAUGUCGGCAGGCUAACAUAUCAUUUGGCGGUUCGGAAAACAGAGGAGCCUGGCUGAAAGAGCCAAAUACUAGCCCAAUCACUGGAGUCAACGCUACAGCCAACAAAUCCAUCCGCGGAUGUGACUGCACACCACUGUAUUAUGCUGCUCUCUCAGGGAGGCCAGAGGUUGUCUCGAUGUUGCUUGAAGCUGGAGCAAAUACGAAGGCGGUGAAGUUACGGCCUGCAAUCACUGAGUUCGAAGAUGAGCUCGAGCUAUGGCGUAGGAGAUUACCCCACGACAAUGAGAAUGGGGCAUGUGGAGGUCUUACGAUGGAAGACGUCUCACGCCCGUACCUGAGUAGUCGGCGUAAUGGCAGAGACACACUCGAUCCACUCGAAGACACGGCAAGACUCGAAGAGAUCAUAGAGAUGAUCCUUGAACGCGGUGCCGAUCUGACCAAGCAAAAUCUCUGGGGCACGAACGACACACAAUUCGGUUCUCUGACUGACACGACUUCUGACUGCCGAGAGUAUGCGCUGAAGUGCUUAUCAGAUGCUAUCAAGAAGCGGCCAUUGAAGAGCUCCAAGGCAACAACACAGAGUGCACAGAGAUUACCCACAUUUGACGAGAAGCUCCUCUCUCACCGACGUGACGCCAUAUAUAAGGCAAUCCGUGAGCCUGGCGUCGUUGUACCAGGCAAACCUAACGAGACUUUGUUCAUCACGCGACUUAGACGUCGCGAGUACGAUGUGAUUGAAGAGUUGUUCAAUCUGAGCGUGGACUUCCUGGCCCCUCACCAGAAUGGGCUUACUAACUUGGGUGCCCUCGUCAGAGGAGGUUUUACUUCUCUUGUCAACCGCAUUGGCUUGCUCGUGGCUCAAGCAAAGGUGGAAAAGGGCAUUUGGGUUGCAUCGGGCGAUGAGAAACUGCCUGGAUUCGGCCACAACAAAACAUGGACUCACGAUGUGUCAGACUACAUCAGCAACGAAUACUGCCAGGCAUUUUUGUUACAAGCAGUCCACCAAGAGGCUCCCAUUUUCGGUAUGGUCCGGCUUCUUGUAGAGAACUUCGGCGUUGACAUCGAUGAGCUGUGCGGAAAGUCCAAGAAGGCUGGCGAGACUGGCAUGGCGAAAGAUAGUGCCCUGCACUCGCUUGCCAAAGGCUACCACUGGUGGCACGUCGCUCAGGCUCUAACGUACUUGAUCAGUAAGGGUGCAGAUCUGGAAAUUAGAAACUUCAGAGGGCAGACGCCGCUCCAUAUGGCCUUGGGCACAGAAGAUGGCAUCGGACUGUUCCAUAAAGACGCCGCUCACCAUUUGAUCUUGAGUGGAGCAGACGUUAAUGCCGUGGACAAGGCGGGACGAAGCUGUCUUUCUUAUGCAGGACACGACGUUGAUCUGACUCAUUGUUUGGUCAAGCACGGCGCGAUAGUUCACGCUGAUGCAAUCUUUGGUGCUAUUAACGAGAUGCAGCCCGGAGUGCUUGAUGCUCUCUUGUCUGCCGGUGGUGAUGCCAACAUUCGGCUUGAGAAGAACGACAAAGUACCCUGGAAACCCCAGAAUCGUCAAUGGGACCUGAGUGGUCUCCCAGACGCCGAGUGGUACCCCUUACAUCGCGCUGCGGCGAAAACUUGCAGAAACGCUUACGCACAUGACCAGAAGGAAAGAACAAAGGUUCACUCAAGCGCCCUCAGCUUGAUCGAGAUCCUCUUGUCUCAUGGAGCCGACCCGCUGGCUACUUUUGUGAGAUGCUCUGGGAAAGACUGCUACCACCAAAAGAUUUACUCUCGGCGGCAAGAGGAAAGCUUUUACACAACAAGUCGCUCUGGCGAGCUGCCCGAUGGGUACGACACUACACGAGACCCAGAAUACUCCGUUGAGCCGCAAUUACAUGAGGAAUGUGUCGUCCUGCACCAGCUCAUAGGUGGCGGACACAUUGUGCAUCCCUUCUUGAAGCUGCCGGGGAUCGACGCCAAUCAUCGAGACAGCAGUGGUCGAACUCUUCUCCAUGCUGCUUGCUCCUCUAAACGGGGUCCCGAUGUACCCUUGAGCCUACUGCCAGGAGAUCCAUGGGAUCCCAAGACAUCGAAGGAGGUAUCGCUCUUCCACCAUCUCGUCUCCCUCGGCGCGAAUGUGGAAACACGAGACAACAAGAGGCAGAACGUACUUCAUCACAUGCUCAGACCUCCUUCGAAGCGCUUCCUUCAACCGCCGAUUAUCGAAACAUCACUUGCACAUGUGAUGGAGAAACAUCCAUCGAUUAUCGACCAGAAAGACGAGGAUGGGAAGACGCCGCUGUACCUGGCCGUCCACCGCGCUCUCUACGAGAAGAGUACGACCGCAGCCGAGGCACUUCUCAGAGCCGGAGCGGACCCCCUCAUCGCAGACAACGAAGGCAACACUGUCCUACACGUUCUCUCUCGCAUGCUCUGGAUUUCCGCCAUGCGGCCCCUAUUCAAUACGCUCAUCGAGCGCGGGUGUAAUGUCAACGCUCGCAAUUCGAAGGGGGAGACGCCGUUGUUCUGGUACUACGCGGGGUUCAGGGCCGACCAUCAUGACAUCUACACGCAAAAUCGUGACCCGGAGACGUACGACGAAGAGGGAGGGAUCGCAGCAUUCGAGGCGGCGGGCGCGGAUUUCGGGGCGCUGGAUAAUGACGGACAGAGCUUGUUGCACGUUGCGGCGGAAGGUCACGUUCUUCGGUUCAAGACUUUGACGGCGAAGGGGCUGGAUCCCAUGUUGGAGGAUAAUAGUAGGAAAACUGCGGUCGACGUCGCGGCUGCGUGUGGUAACAAGGGGGUUUUGAAGCUUUUCAGGCGGGUUGAUGCUGUGGAUGAUUCGGAUGACGACGACGACGAUGAGUCGCUUGAUCUGAACGAUGUUUUCUGGUCUUGUUAG